This is a messenger RNA of Engraulis encrasicolus (European anchovy), 1618 nucleotides long. RefSeq lists its product as uncharacterized. Lineage: Eukaryota; Metazoa; Chordata; Actinopteri; Clupeiformes; Engraulidae. The transcript is spliced from 6 exons. The coding region runs from base 808 to 1488 and encodes 226 amino acids. The record is from RefSeq and is a predicted model, not a curated record.
AUCUUAGCACAAGUUUCGGGCAGUUGGACAUUGAGUGUGGAGACCUCAGCUUUGUGCUACCAAGUUCCCAGACAUCUUCCAGCACGCAGACGUCUGGGUCCGCAAGUCUGUCUGACAACACAGAGAGGGGAUGGGCUGAAAGGAAAUGGCUGGUCAAUGAAUCACACCUACUUCAACUGUUCCAAACCUGUCCCAUGUGUAUGAGUUUGAUCACCGAGACCACAAUCACAAGCAAGGGCAGCCAAAUCAAAAUAAAGUGGAGCUGUGGUAAACACACUGGCGAAUGGCAAUCGUGCCCUGACAGGAGAGGCAUGGCGGAGAAUAAUCUUCUGGUCAGUGCAUCAGUUGUUUUCACAGGAGCCACAUAUACAGACAUCGCAGACUGGGCGAAUCUUCUCAACAUUUCUAUUCCAAAACCAACAUCAUUUUAUGACAUGCAAAGGAUAUACCUGCGGCCAGCCAUACAGUCUAUCUACCAAAAGGAACACAAUCAAAUAAUAUCCCGUCUUGCUGAAGAGUGCCAAUCAGGAAAGAGGCUUGAACUCGCUGGUGAUGGAAGGUGUGAUAGUCCAGGUUUCAGUGCGAAGUACAUGACCUACUCUUUCCAGAAUGACCUCACAAGGGAGAUUGUCCAUUUUGAGAUGGUUCAGGUGACAGAAGCCAGCAGCUCUGUGGCGAUGGAGGUGAUGGGGCUACAGAGAGGCCUUGGUGAGUUGCUGGGCUGUGGGCUGGACGUUGGCGUGCUCACCACCGACCGUUCACCAUCUGUUCGCAAACUGAUGAGGGAGGAACACCCCCAAAUUCAACAUGAGGUGGACCCCUGGCAUGUUGCAAAGGCUUUGCAUCAGCAGAUGGCUGUCUUUGCUGCACCACGUCCUUGGUGUUCAUCGAUGGGAACAAAAUGGUCUUGAACACACCUGCCAUCAGCCAUCCUUGUCCGAUGAUGAGCAAGAGAGAAAGAGGUGGUUAGCCCUCGAUUCACCUGCUUUCAACGCUCUACGGACCAUAGUGACCAACAAAAAUCUCCUCAACGACAUGAAGCAGAUGACCCUUUUCAAGCAUACAGGAACUCUGGAGGCAUUUCAUUCUGUGAUGCUGAAAUAUGUUCCGAAGAGACUGCAUUUUGGGUACGAUUCCAUGAGAGCACGCACACAGUUGGCAGUCCUGGACCAUAAUAAAAAUGUUGGCAGACAACAGGCUACCACUAAAGACGGUGAACUCCGUUGGAAGUACCCAUACUCAAGACAGUCUGGGGACUGGGUGUCAAAGCCCAUCUAUGAGAAGACUACACAGAGCUUCAGGAAGGACCUAAUGGAGCGCGUGCUGGAGAUGAGGGAUGACCCUACCAUCGUGUACACUGAGCGCUACAAGACCCCCCAUGGCAGAAGACUCCUCCAAAACAUCGCUCCAGUGCAGAGGCCUGAGAAAAGUCUAUUAGUGGCUCGACGAAGCAGCCGUUUUGGCAGUCACAGAACCAAGCCCUACUAGUCUAGCAAAGAUUUCUUGGAUAUGGCCUAAUGACGCCAUGGUAACAAGGCCACUUCAACUCAAGGACACUAUUUCUUAUUAUUUUCUUUGCUGUCAUUACGCCUACUGAAAGAUGUACCACAAUGACAUU